This is a messenger RNA of Galleria mellonella (greater wax moth), 4213 nucleotides long. Its product is annotated as ATP-binding cassette sub-family G member 1-like. Gene Ontology annotation, cellular component: plasma membrane. Gene Ontology annotation, molecular function: ATP binding; ATP hydrolysis activity; ABC-type transporter activity. The record is from RefSeq and is a predicted model, not a curated record. Bases 271 to 2187 code for a protein of 638 amino acids. The transcript has 11 exons. Lineage: Eukaryota; Metazoa; Arthropoda; Insecta; Lepidoptera; Pyralidae.
GGCGCGAGGCGGCGCGGCGCGGCGAGCACUGCGCCCGCACGCUGCUGUGGAUUCAUUACAACUAGUUCGCGAUUCUUCGCCGCGUCUGCGCGACGUUCAUACGCAUAUAAACUUGUAUCUUGUAGUACGCGGCGUUAAAAUAUCGCGGCUACGAAACUUGCCAUCAAUUAACUAUAAUUGAAUUCCAAAUUGUAAAGAGCGUGCUACAUAACGUAGCAUAGGAUGUGCAAGCGAGUGUGUGGGUAGCAGUGUGUGUGUGCGUGCAGCAGUAUGGAGACGAGCAGCGCGGGCGCAGGCGCGGGCGUUGCGCGCAGCAUCGGCCGCGGGCACCUGUCGCACCUGCCGCAGCGGCCGCCCGUCACCCUCGCCUUCCACGACCUCACCUACAGCGUGCGCGUCGGCAGGAGUUCGAAAAUAAUCCUGCGCGGUAUCCACGGCGAGUUCAGGUCGGGCCAGCUGACCGCCAUACUGGGCCCCUCGGGCGCCGGCAAGAGCACGCUGCUCAACGUCCUCGCUGGCUACAGAGUGGAUGGCGCUGGUGGUCACAUAUACACGAAUGGAGAGCCGCGGGACCUGCGCCAGUUCAAGAGGCUGUCGCGGUACAUCAUGCAGGAGGAUCUACUGCAGCCGUACAUCACCGUCCGCGAAGCGAUGGCCAUAGCCGCCGAUCUCAAGCUCGGCGCAUCCAUCACUGCCCGGGAGAAAGUUGUUGUGGUGGAAGAGAUCAUGCAACUGUUAAGGUUGGAUAAAGCCAAAGACACAACGACAGAAAGACUCUCCGGCGGGGAGAGGAAGCGACUGUCCAUCGCUCUCGAGUUGCUCAACAACCCACCUGUUAUAUUUUUGGACGAGCCAACCACCGGUCUGGACGAGGUGGCGUCGUCGAUGUGCGUGUCGCUGCUGAAGCGGGUGGCUCGCGGCGGGCGCACGGUGGUGUGCUCGGUGCACACGCCGUCCGCGCGCCUGUUCGCGCACUUCGACCACGUGUACGUGGUGGCGGACGGCCGCUGCGCCUACCACGGCGCCGCCGCCGGCGUCGUGCCCUUCCUGCACUGUCUGCACCUGUCCUGCCCCACCACGCACAACCCGGCCGACUUCAUCAUAGAAGUAUCCAGCGGUGAGUAUGGCUCCCAUGCUGACAAAAUGGUAGCUGCAAUAGAAAACGGCCGAUGUCAAAGUUGGAGAGACUACGCAGUUGGAUCUGACACCUCCCAGGAGUUGGAGCUGGAACAGCUCAAUUCUGGUGGUGUGGAGAAGCAUAACCUCAAGCACGGCAGCACCACAUGCCAACAGUUUCACAUAUUACUGCGGCGAAUGUUACUGCAGACUCUUAGAAAUAAGGCGUACCUAUGGCUGCGGGUGUGCUUACACCUGUUCCUGGGUCUCAUAAUAGGACUUCUUUUUUGCAACAUGGGUUACGACGCGUCCAAGACUAUUUUCAACUUUGGCUUCUGUUAUGCUUGUAUAAUAGCGAUGCUGUACAUACCCAUGAUGCCGGUGUUGUUGGAAUUUCCGAGAGAAGUCCAGCUAAUGAAGAGAGAGUAUUUCAACAGAUGGUACGGUUUGAAGGCAUACUACGCAGCGCUUGUUGUUUCCCGAACUCCUGCGACCAUAUUUUUUAGCCUUAUAUAUUUAGCUCUCACCUACCCCAUCACCUCGCAACCCUUGGAAUUGCCCAGGAUAUUGAUGUUCACAACCAUAUGUAUCACUGUGGCUUUGAUAUCAGAGUCUAUGGGAACGGCCAUUUCGUCUAUUCUUAGCGUUGUUAACUCGGUAUUCUUAGGACCAGCGUUGAGCGUACCCUUAAUGUUGCUGGCUGUGUAUGGAUUCGGUGAUGGGGACCUACCGCCUCCUAUCAUUUGGAAGUUAGCAAGAUCCUGCUCCUAUCUUCGGUACGGGAUGGAGGGUCUAGUGGCCGCCAUUUACGGUGGCAGGAAGGAAGAUCUCGUGUGUCCCGAAGAUAAAGACUUCUGCGAAAUGAAGAACAUUAGCAAUUUUGUGAAGCUUCUGGGUAUGUCGGGCGUGUCGUUCUGGUUCGACUUCGGAGUACUGGUGGUCAUCUUGUUGCUGAUGAACUUCCUCGGCUACUACCUGCUGCGGCAGCGGCUGUCGCCCAACUACGCGUAUCGCAGUAUUAAAAUCAUUGGCAACUUCAUCAAGGCUAAAAUGAGCAUGUCUCAUCAGUGAAAACAGUUAGGUAGUUGUACAAUUUAGUAAAGAAAUUGUUUUAUGUCAAUUUGGGGAGUUCAUAGAUUUUUUUAUUUUAAAAGUGAGAAGAUAAGUAUAAUAUCAGCAUCCUACUGAUAAGAAAGAUCUGAGUAUAUGAUAGUUUUGUACUGUUUUAAGUAACGUGUUCCUUUGUUAUUUUAUUUUAGUAGCACUUCAAUAGCGACAUUUCAUUUGUAUUAUAGUAAAGCCAACAUUAUCGUCUGUCUGUCUAUGUUUUAACGGGACAAUUACUAUUGGAUAUCGAUAAAUUUUACAAGUACAUGAUUGUGUGAUACGGUGUGACCCCUCCUCUGUAGUAAUUUGAACAGAAAAUAGAGGUAAUUUUUUAAUUGUAUAAUUAUAUUUAGGAAUUAAAUGUAUUAAAUGUUUGCCACUUAAAUUAUAUUUGAUACAAGUAGUUGCUGUCUCUGUAGUAUAAUUUUUGGGUGAUGUAGUGACUAGUGUAAAUAAAAUAUAUACUAACUUUUACCCGCGACUUCGCGUGAUUGGGAUUACUCGGACAUAAAUAUGUACUAAUUCGUUAUUAAAAUGUGUAUUUCCAAUUUGUAUUAACGUGAAACGAUAUCACAUUGAAAUUUUGUUAUGAAUUAUGUAUUGGAUGUUACCGUUUUUCUUUUCUUUUAUAAAACUUUGAACGGCGAACAUGCUCGCGUCCCACCUUAUAGAACUUCGUCCUUCAUUCUCAAUUGUGUAUAGGUAUUUCAUUGUAAUUUUUAUAUACAAUUAUAAGUCUUUCUGUUAGUGCCUAAGUUGUAAACCAAACACACUUUGUAGAAUAUAAUAUUCGAAUUUUAAUAUCUCUGGGUUUUGCAGUGGUGAGGUGACUGUUUCUUGUGAUAAUAAAAGUAGGAGAGGACUCUUCAUUCGUGUGUAUGAUACGUUUCAUAGUAUGUCAACUAUAGCAAUUUAUUCCAUAAAAAUUAUAGGGUCUCAAAAACAAAUGUUUUUCAUAGAUGUUUUUUCAAAAAAAAAAUAGGAAAUAUAAUUGAAAUUCACGAAAAUACAAUAAUAUGUACCACCAGUUUUAAUGAAAUGGAUUGUGUUAGUUAAAAUGUAUGUAUGUUUGUUAUUUUUUAAUUGAUUACUAUAAUAUUAUUUUUAUGUAAUCCAUAAGAACUGUUCCCGUGUUUGUUCUAUGUUCUAAUAACAAGAAUCUCAGUUUUAAUCAUUAUCAGAUACUUGGAGAUCAUUAAUAAUACCUUUGUAAUUACUCCUCUCCACCCAAAGGUUGCCUGGAAGAGAUCGCUAUUAGCGAUAAGAUCGCCCAGUGUUUUCUCAGUGUAACAUUUUCUUGUAAUUGUUUGUAUUUAUAAUAAGUUUAGUAUUGUAAUGUUAUGGAGGAAACAAUAAAGAGUAUCUAUCUAUCUAUCUAUCCAUCUAUAAAAUACGUGGUUUAAGAUAUAUGGGUUUACUAAUAUAAAUGUAAAAAUAAUAUAAUUAAAUAUACAGGUUGUAUUCAGCGGGUUUCCCCUAUCUAGUAAGUAUAUGAGGAUUAACAUUGUUUUGUUUUUUUUUCAAUCCAUGUUCCUUUCGAUUCAAAUUUAAAUUCAAAUUUAAAUCAUAUUUGUUCAAAUAGAUUGUUUACAAGCACUUUUAAAUCGUCUUUUUUUUAAUCUACUGCAGAGUUCAGAAAGUUGUUAUCUGUUGAGAAGAGACCGCAGGAAACUCAACAGUUACUCUUUGAAAUUUCUGUUAACAUUAUGUGUAUUUAUUUAAAUAAAUGUUCAAUUCUACUAGUGGAAUGCUACACUGCCUGAAAAGGAUCGAUCCAAACUUAACCCUGUGCAAUGGAAAAGUGGAAUGCGGUGUGUGUAUAUAUGUAAUAUUUAGUUUAUACUUACUUAUUGUACCACUUUAAGAUUAAAACCGUCACUUGGAAUAAUAAAUUAUUCUAAAUAUUGAUAUUAUUAGACUGUCUUGUUACCUAGGUUAUGGGGUGUGAUAUUUCGGUUAAGAAAAAUGAAAUAAAAUGUGAUUCUUAAAA